Molecule: messenger RNA, 2365 nt
Organism: Eleginops maclovinus (Patagonian blennie)
Lineage: Eukaryota; Metazoa; Chordata; Actinopteri; Perciformes; Eleginopidae
Exons: 3
Coding region: 341-1147 (268 amino acids)
Source: RefSeq, a predicted model, not a curated record
GUGUGAAGCCAGCUUAAACUUUGAAUCAGAACUUUAUCUCUAAGUUAGCAUGUGUUUAAGGCGACGAGGUGUGUGUGUGGGUACAGACAGAGACCUUGAGAGUGAGAGUGCUUUGCUGCAUGUGUGUGUGUGCGCUCUUUGUGCGUGUGCUCUGGUGACGACAGAUCUGCAGGUCGGGGGGGUGUGACGCUCUGUGUUAGGGGAGUAUCCUGAGUCAUUCACUCAGACUCUCACACACACAGGAGGUUUAACUCACACACACAGAGGCAGAGACGAGACGACAGAGAGAGAUCAGGUGACAAUAAAGGAGCUGUAAACCAAGAAAACUAAAUACGGAAAGAUGACCAUUGGGAAGAACUCCAGGAAAAACUCUGCCCGCUGCUCCACCCGGGCCCCUAAGUUCCUGGACAAAUCCAGUGGCUUCUACGUCCGCCUGGAUGAACCUGAGGCCACUGGAGAAGGGGAAGAGGUGAGGGGAAAAGAAGAGGAGAAGACAGGGGACACAAACAGACAGGGUGGUGUCGUGAGCAGCCCAAUUGUGGUGCUCAAUUCUGAGAAGUAUGAAGUGGAGGCGUUUGACCACAAUGAAGGGAUGAUCGAAGACGACGGGGAGACUCUCCUCCAGAGGAAACACAGCCGCCGCAGCAACAGGUGGAGGAGAAGCUCCAGGAGGAAGCAGAAGGAGGGGAGAGUGGAGCAGGACGCAGCCCAGGAUGACAUGCCGAGCCCGGGGUCGGAAAGUCCAGAUACCAGGGUGAUGAUCGAGGUGGAGAUGGAGAAAGUCAAGAAGUUGGAGGAGAAGACGGGAAAUAGGAUGGAGUCCACAAUGGUCCAUUUCCCCGUCCGGGAGGAUGAGGACGACCAGGUCCUGAUCACAGACAAGAAGAGGGGGAGGGAGGAGGAGGGAGAGGAGGAGAGGAGGAUGAAGAAAGAGCAAGAAGAGGGGCUGAAGGUGAUAAAGAGGAACACGGUGAAGAAUUAUCGCAAGGCUUUGGACCAAGCGUUUCGCCGCGGCUGGGAGGCCUUCAUCACCAACCUGUACAGCAUCACCCUCACACCUGUGACAUCAUCCUCACCCACAUCUUCCUCAUCACCCUCAUCCAAGAAGAAACAUCAACACAAAUCUGUGCUGGCCGAGUUUCAGUAGAACUUGGGAGAGACAUGGACAAUAAAACCCAAUAUUUAGCAAUUCAAAUUGUGAUUCUGCAGUUUUACGAUGGACAAUCCUUCCUGUGUGUCAUCACAGGCUUUAUAGUCUCAUGAGUCAUACCAAAACAUAAGUUAUUACCAAGUCUUAAUCACUUUAGUUUACUGCGGAUUACGAGACCUUUCUGGGCCUUUUUGCAGUUGUUUUAUGUCAAUUUGUGGUCAUUUUGAAGUGUCUCUCUCUGCAAGUGAAGGUGAGGAGGGCCCCUGAUUAAGUUUUACGUGAUGAUGUGAGGAGGCCAUGCUAUUGAUUUUAUAUUGAAGUCUAUGGGACCGGCUUGAAUGUAAAAAGCCUGUUUUUAUUUGACUGAGUUCAGCUGGUUCUCCUCUAUGUUUCAAAUCACACCUUCGCUCCUUCGUUUCAGGUCCACUAUUUCGAGCUUUUAGCACGAUUAAUCUUCUUUCCUUCCUUUGGUUUAGCACAAUGAAACUACGAAAGUGUUGACGUGAAACCAAAGGGAAGGACGUUUUCAACCGUGUAGCAAUGACGGAUCAGUGGACUUUGGAGAUAUUCACAUUUCUGUCUGUUAAUCAUUGCCAUUUAUUGCUGUUCCAGAGCUAAUCAUUAAUGACAGUAUGGCAAACACACAGAGCUGAUGAUUAUUUAGACGGUUUGGUAAUGAUUAACCACAUUUAUGUUAUUAUUUUUGUAGGUAUUGCAUUUUCUUUAACCAAAGUUAAUGACAUUUAGACACGGACCCCUGUUAAAAUAUAGGUUAUUGUAUUUCAUGGGCACUGAACUACACAAGUGUUUGACUUCCCCACUGUUUGUUCUGGUGAAGGUUAUUAACCUGAAGGGACAAGGCAGGGAAGUGUUUGAAAGAAACGCUUGUAUAAUUUAUAGCUUGGUUAUAAAUCCCCAUAACUUUUAUUGUUACCAUUGCACAUAAAGUAUGUGAUAUGUGUUUUAAUAGAUUAAACACCACUCAUUUUUUAUUGUAUUCUUGAUUCCCAUUGUCAAAAUGAAAUGUUUACAAUAAGCCUGUGUUAAUUUCCUGUUAUACAGUAGUGUAUGGAUGUCAUGUACUCUUGCAGACUAGACUGAAAAAGUUGAAUGUACAUUUUUGUAUUUCUUUGGUAUUGUAAUCAAUGCUUCUGCAGUCCGGAACCAGCAACAAGAAGCGCUUUUCCUGAGUAAAUAAAGUUUUAAUUUAUUAUA